This is a messenger RNA of Tricharina praecox, 1641 nucleotides long. Its product is annotated as armadillo-type protein. Gene Ontology annotation, molecular function: protein binding; nuclear import signal receptor activity. Lineage: Eukaryota; Fungi; Ascomycota; Pezizomycetes; Pezizales; Pyronemataceae. The record is from RefSeq and is a predicted model, not a curated record. Gene Ontology annotation, biological process: NLS-bearing protein import into nucleus. Gene Ontology annotation, cellular component: nucleus; nucleoplasm; cytoplasm. Bases 1 to 1641 code for a protein of 546 amino acids. The transcript has 3 exons.
AUGGCUGAACGAUACAUCCCCGAGCACAGGCGCAACUUCAAGGCCAAGCAGUCCUUUAAGCCCGAUGAGUUGAGACGCCGCCGCGAAGAAGCCCAGGUCGAAAUUAGGAAGGCAAAGAGGGAGGAGAGUCUUGCGAAGCGUAGAAACUUGGCCACCAACAGCCCCGCCCCCGGUGCCGUUGAUAGCGAUGAUGACACCGCCACGGAGUCUCAGUUGAACGAAGAUCUCCCAACGAUGUGCAAGGGCGUCUUUUCGGAUUCGAUCGACCAGCAGAUCCAGGCAACCACAAAGUUCCGCAAGCUGCUCUCCAAGGAGCGCAACCCUCCCAUCGAGAAGGUCAUCGAGUGUGGCGUCGUGUCGCGUUUCGUCCAAUUCCUCAACUCCCCCCACACCCUCGUCCAGUUCGAGGCUGCCUGGGCCCUGACCAACAUCGCUUCCGGAUCCGCCACCCAGACUCAGGUCGUGAUCGAGGCCGGUGCCGUGCCCAUCUUCGUGCAGCUGCUGUCGAGCCACGAGCCCGAUGUGAGGGAGCAGGCCGUUUGGGCGUUGGGCAACAUCGCCGGUGACUCCCCGCAAUGCAGGGACUUCGUGCUGGGCGCUGGUGCCCUUCCUCCUCUGUUGAACUUGCUCGGCGAUAGCCGCAAGCUCAGCAUGCUUAGAAACGCCACUUGGACUCUUAGCAACUUCUGCCGUGGAAAGACUCCUCAGCCCGAUUGGCAAACCAUCCUCCCUGCCCUGCCCGUCCUCGCCAAGCUCGUCUACUCCCUUGACGACGAGGUCCUUAUCGAUGCCUGCUGGGCCAUUUCCUACCUCUCGGACGGCUCCAACGACAAGAUUCAGGCGGUCAUCGAGGCUGGCAUUCCCCGCCGUCUCGUGGAGCUCCUGAUGCACUCGUCCACUUCCGUUCAGACCCCCGCCCUUCGGUCGGUCGGCAACAUUGUCACUGGAGAUGACGUUCAGACCCAGGUGAUCAUUAACUGCGGAGCUCUCCCUGCGUUGCUGUCCCUUUUGGCAUCCCCUAAGGACGGUAUCCGCAAGGAGGCAUGCUGGACCAUUUCCAACAUCACGGCCGGCAACUCGACCCAGAUCCAGGCCGUGAUCGAUGCCAACAUCAUCCCUCCCCUAAUCAACCUCCUCUCGCACGGUGACUUUAAGACCCGUAAGGAGGCUUGCUGGGCCAUCUCGAACGCCACCUCGGGAGGACUUCAGAAGCCCGAGCAGAUCCGCUACCUCGUCAACCAGGGCUGCAUUAGGCCUCUGUGCGACUUGCUCGGCUGCUUGGACAACAAGAUCAUUCAGGUUGCUCUCGAUGGACUCGAGAACAUCCUCAAGGUGGGUGACAUGGACAAGAACAAUGAGGCGGACAACCUCAACCGCUACGCCGUCUACAUCGAGGAGGCCGGUGGAAUGGAGAAGAUCCACAACUGCCAGAACAACGCGAACGAGGAGAUUUACAUGAAGGCGUACAACAUCAUCGAGAAGUACUUCUCGGACGACGACGAGGAAGGUGCCGAGAUUGAGGGACUCGCUCCUACCCAGGACCAGUCCGGUACGUUCAGCUUCGGUGCCCAGCAGCCGCAAGAAGGUGGUUUCAGCUUCGCCAACCCCACCAACCCCAACGGCGACUCGAUGGACAUGUAA